Molecule: messenger RNA, 228 nt
Organism: Caenorhabditis remanei
Lineage: Eukaryota; Metazoa; Nematoda; Chromadorea; Rhabditida; Rhabditidae
Exons: 3
Coding region: 1-228 (75 amino acids)
Source: RefSeq, a predicted model, not a curated record
AUGGCCCGCGGACAACAAAAGAUCCAGUCUCAACAGAAGAAUCAAAAGAAGGCCGAUGCCGCUAGAAAGGCCGGAAUCGACCAGAAAGCCGCUGCUGCUAAGGCUCUCAAUCACAAAUGCUCUGUCUGCCUUGCUAUGAUGCCGGAUCCAAAGACAUACAAGCAGCAUUUCGAGAAUAAACAUCCAAAAAGUCCACUCCCAGCUGAGCUCGUGGAUGUCGCCGCCUAA